AUGGCGGCGCCGCCACGGGAGCUGGUCGACGACGUCAUCCCCGAGAUCCUCCUCCGCCUCCCGCCGGACGAGCCCAAGUGGCUCUUCCGCUCGGCCCUCGCCUGCAAGCCGUGGCUCCGCACCAUCUCCGACCCCGCCUUCCUCCACCGGUACCGCGCCUUCCACGGAGCCCCUCCCCUCCUCGGGCUCAUCGACGUGGACCCACUAACUGACCGGGAUCCCGCUUCAUCGCUACCACAGCAAUGCCCGCCUUCUCCUUCCCUAUUCCGUUUGAGAACGGGUGUGAGCAUUACCUUGUCUGUGACGCCCGCGGUGUUCUGCGCUGUCACCGGCUGCCAACACCUUGACUGCCACGGCGGUCCCUUCUAUGUGGUCUUCAUGUUCCGCAACUGGUUAUUAGAUUCUAUCAUGUCAGCGACCAUUUACUCGUCGGAGAUGGGCGCGUGGAGCGUGCCAGCCGCACUGGAAGGCAUUCUGCCUCUGGAAGACAUUGAUGAUAUUAAUGCCUACGGGCGUGGUGCACUUAUCGGAGAUGAAAUCUACUUCAAGCUUUCAGGUGAUGCUAGGGAUGCUGGAAUUACCAAGUAUUGCUUGUCUGUGGUUAAUUCUCCACCAAUGGCGUACAACGGUGGGGUUACCCUCAUGGUGAUGGAGGACUGUUUUCUUGGGUUCGCUGGCAUUGAGCAUACCAGUCUUUAUCUGUGGUACAGAAUGGUGAGUUCAGAGAAGAAUGCAGAAUGGGUACAGUUCAGAGUCAUUGAUCUGGAGAAAAUGGUGCCUAUGGCGAAUCCCCGAAACAGAGCACAUGUGGUUGGCUUCGCAGAGGGUGUGGGUGUCAUCUUCAUCACCACAGGUGUUGGAUUAUUCAUGAUGGGGCUCAAAUCAGGGAGAGUGAAAAAGAUUGACAAGCCUAGGCGUAACUUAAGCAUUCUACAGAUUGGCAAGCCUAGGCGUAACUUAAGCAUUCUACCCAACAUGAGUUUCUACACUCCCGGUAUUGUACUAGCCCUUGUUUAUAUUUUGGCCUCCUUUAUCUUUAUUUGCAUCUUCCAUAUGUUUGCUUAG
This is a messenger RNA of Miscanthus lutarioriparius, 1065 nucleotides long. Lineage: Eukaryota; Viridiplantae; Streptophyta; Magnoliopsida; Poales; Poaceae. The record is from the annotation of a GenBank genome assembly.